AUGCCCUACGGCCUAGGCUCAGUCCCAAUCCCAGAGGGCCAGCAAAAUGGAAACAUCGGCGGAAUGAACGGCGAGGCCGCUCAGUACUCAAUGGCCAACCCCUCGGCCUCGAUGAUGGCCCAACGCCCAGCACAAAGUCACUACUACAUGACACCCAUGCCAUCAUCUGCAAGCCAUCAAAUCAACAUGCACAUGUCGAUGCACGCAUCCGCAUCUGCCUCACAGCCCUACGCUUUCUCCGCUGCAGCCCCAACCCCAUCUUCCCGUGUCCACUCUCACGGCCUAAACCACGGUAUCCACGCCCCCCACGCGCACGAGGGCUUCGCCAAAGCCCCAGAUUUUCUCCCAAAAGCUCCCGACUCUGUGAGCUAUAAUGGCGCAUCUUCAAAGUCGGGUGGCUACCACGGCGGAAACGGGAACGGCUUUACUCAGACCCAUGGAGAUGAUUCUAGCAGCGAUGGAUCUCCCCCCCUGAUGAUGAAUGGUCCUCAAGCUGGAAGCGAUAGCGAGACUCCUAUGAACUCUGACAUGGACUCGGGCUCUGCUACCCCCACGACACCUGAGGCUGGUGCUGAUGAGAAUAUUGCUCCGUUUCCUGGCUCCGAGCCUGGGAGUAAUGUAGCUCCGAUUGGGAAUCCCAUGUUGCCUGGUUCGAACGUUGCGCCUGUUUUGCCGCAGAAGUCGCAUGGUGCUGAUGAGGGGAAUGGGUUUUGCUUGGGGCAGUGCUACGCGAGUCCUGAUGAUGCGAAGUGUGAGAAGCCAUAUUCUUCACCUAUCUACAAUGACCAGAACGGUUGCUACACGUGCUGCAUCACCUCGCCUGACUUUUAA
Molecule: messenger RNA, 831 nt
Organism: Penicillium odoratum
Lineage: Eukaryota; Fungi; Ascomycota; Eurotiomycetes; Eurotiales; Aspergillaceae
Exons: 2
Coding region: 1-831 (276 amino acids)
Source: RefSeq, a predicted model, not a curated record